This is a messenger RNA of Papilio xuthus (Asian swallowtail), 5327 nucleotides long. RefSeq names its product hemicentin protein echinoid (gene ed). The coding region runs from base 328 to 4104 and encodes 1258 amino acids. Gene Ontology annotation, molecular function: cell adhesion molecule binding. The transcript is spliced from 11 exons. Lineage: Eukaryota; Metazoa; Arthropoda; Insecta; Lepidoptera; Papilionidae. Gene Ontology annotation, biological process: cell-cell adhesion. The record is from RefSeq and is a predicted model, not a curated record. Gene Ontology annotation, cellular component: plasma membrane; cell-cell junction.
UCGUACAAACCGUUGCGCUGUAGUAACGCGUGUCGCUGUAAAACAUUUUUGUUCGCGCGAAAGUUUACUUUGUGAAACUCAAAAUGACACAUAACACAUUUCUAAAGUGUAGUUAAUGUUAUUUAUUAUGCGAAUAAUUAGUCCUAAGACAAGAUUUUAGUUGGUUUUUAUUAGUGGAAACGUAUUCAACAAUUUCAUCGCGUGUGUAACGGUUAAGUUGAAGAUAAGAAGUUUCAAAGUAAAUAAAAACAAAAAAUGUGUAAGAAGAUGGAAGCUUAGGAUUUGUUAUUUGACAAGAAGUGACUAGAAAGUUUCUGCUGUAUCAACAUGGAGUUCAACCGGUUGCUUUCACCGUUUACUUUGCUGCUGUUUUGUGCAGUGUGUUCUGCGCUGCCGGAGGACGAGCAGCAUGACGCGCAUGAGGGUGACGACGUAACGCUGCAGUGUCGUUUUAGCCUGCCACCCGGCCCCGACUCCCUAACCUACUACUGGGUGCGCAACACCGCCAGCGGACACGACAACGUCGCCAUUGGCAACAUACCGCUAGAGACAAACUACCAAAUAAAAUACGCGCCGUCUGAGGGUCGUUUCGAUCUGCUGGUAUCCAACGUGACGUACGAACGUGACAACGGCCGGUUCGAGUGCCGCGUGAAGGCGGGCGGGUCGGGGCGCACGCUGCACGCACAGGGCCACGCGCUCACAGUACUCACGCCCCCGCAGCCGCCUCGGCUCACGCCCGGGCCGAGGGCCCUCGCUCAUGAGGAGCAAGAGCUCAGGCUGCAGUGCUCCAGCUCCGGUGGCUCUCCUGAGCCUUCCAUCAAAUGGUACCGCGAGGGGUCGCCAGGCGCGCUGGAGGCGUCGCUCGAGCACGGGCGCACGCGCGCCGAGCCCUCCGUAGCCACGCUGGUGUUGACGCCGCGCAGAGAGGACGACGGAGCUGUCUUCCGCUGCGUUGUAUGGAACCGCGCCAUGUCUGCCGGCGGUCAAUACAACGCGACCGUACAGCUUAGCGUCAACUAUUUUCCAAGAGUAGAAAUUGGACCAGAGAAUCCUCUACGCAUAGAAGUAGACGGCACCGCUACAAUGGAAUGCAAAGUUGACGCCAAACCGAAAGUGACCAGCGUGAGGUGGACGAGGAACGGGAAGUACAUCUCCAACUCCUUCACUCACACAAUUCAAGGAGUGGAAGUGCAAGACGCGGGCCAGUACACUUGCUCCGCGGACAACGGACUCGGCCGCCCCGGUGAGAAUGAAAUAACCCUCGACGUGCUCUUUCCACCCACCGUCACCAUCGACUCCAAAACAUACGAAGCAGAAGAGGGCGGUAAUGUUGAAAUACACUGCGAAGUCUCCGCAAAUCCUGAACCCACCUCCAUUGAGUGGACCAUGGAGGGUAAACCUGAGUUCAGACAGAAGGGGAAAACACUCACACUCACCAGAGUAGAUGCAGACGUAGCUGGAACGUACACUUGCCGAGCUGUGAAUAUAAUUUCGACCAGCAACGGGAAUCGCGCGGAGAGAGCGAGCAGCGCUUCCGUGGCGGUGCUGGUACGACACAAGCCGGGGCGCGCGCACAUCACUCCGGAGCGGCCCGUGGCGCAGGAGGGCGCCGGCGUCACCCUCACCUGCAGCGCCCGCCCGCCCGGCUGGCCCGCGCCACAAUACCGCUGGUUCAGGGACAUCGACACCUCCGACGCGAACCCCAUAGUCCUGGCCACCGGGGUCACAUACAACAUACCGAACGCUCACCUCGGCAGCGAGGGCGUCUACCAUUGCCAAGCGACCAACGAGCUGGGACACGGCGAGCUGGCAUCGGUCACUUUAGAAGUGCACCAGCCCCCGCGAUUCCAGUCCAAGCUCCAGCCGCACGCGACUAAACGCUCGCGCGAACAAAACUUCUCCUUGUCUUGUAGCGCAUUCGGCAAGCCGUUGCCGAACGUCAAGUGGUACAAGAACAAUUCUGAGAUCAAACCUGAUGUAAACCUGUACGAGGUGAAGACUGACGUGACGGAGGGUCGCGACUCUGUGUACAACGUGCAGAGCACGCUGCGUUUCUACGGCAAGGCGCGACCUAACGGCAACGACCUCAUCCCCGAGGAUCGGGGCUCCUACACCUGCGCCGUGGAGAAUGAAGUCAAGAAGAUCGAGUCCUCUAUGCAUCUUAGAAUAGAGCAUGAACCGAUUUCGAUCAGACAACAGAAGAAGGUCGCAUUCGACGUGAUGGAGCCGGCCGAGAUAUCUUGCAGGGUGCAGGCCUAUCCUAAGCCUGACUUCUUAUGGUUCUACGGCUCCAGUAACUCUCCAUUAUCAUCAUCAGAUCACUAUGACAUCACGACAGUGACACAGGACAACGAUUCCUACUUAAGUACAUUAAAAUUAAGAAACGUGAAGCCUCAAGAUUACGGCGACUACUACUGCACUGUCAAAAAUACACUCGGAAGCAUUCGACCUCAGAUACGUUUGCAGCCGAAAGGCGCUCCGGAAUCACCUCGGGGGUUGACCAGUCAAAAGGUGGGGUCGAGCUAUGUCACUUUGAAGUGGGAGUCUGGCUUCGACGGCGGCCUCUCGAACAUAUACUACGUGUGGUACAGAAGAGUUGCUCGGGGCGCAGGCUCCGUGGAGCAGUGCGCCGGCAACCGCAACGAUGUCAAUGAUUGGAAGGAAUACGACUGUAUGCGGGCAAAUCCAUGCAACGUCACAAGAUUGGACCAGCAUAAUACUUAUUCUUUCAAGGUGAAAGCAGUAAACACUAAGGGCCAGAGCAACUAUUCUAAUGAGAUAACAGUGACGACGAAAGUAAACAAGAUUCUGCCUCCGGAGCAGCUGACGUACGACCCGAGCACGCGCGCCGUCGUGUUCAGUGUCGGCCCCACAUGUCUGGGACUCGUCGCUGUCGCUGAGGGCCUCGGCAGGUCCGGAGGAUGGCAGGUUGUGGAAACGAUUCCUCUAAGCGUGUCGGGUGUGAGCAGCAGCGUGCAGCGCGGCACGCUGGCGGGCCCGGGCCCCCCCGCCCUCGGCCCCGCCGCCUCCGCCCCCGCCAUGGACGACCUCAACCCCCGCCUGCGUCUGCGUCUCUGUCUGCUGCACAAGCAGGACGUCUGCAGCGAAUACGUUGAAGCUGACAUUGGUCCAGCGUACAUUAAAGAAGCGUCGGCCCUCACUACGGCAACAUUGAUCGCGAUUGUCGUCUCCGUAAUCGUCUUCGUUCUCUUCUUGUGUCUUCUGUUCAUCUUCUGCCGCUGCAAACGUACAGAGAAGAAGAAAAAGGACUAUGAAAUGGCGUCCAUAGGUCACGGCAUGUCGCUCACGUCGCCCAAGAAUCAGGCGCCGCCGCCCUACAUGGAGUACCCCAACGCGGGCAUGGAGAACAAGGCUCUGGAACAUUCCAUGGACCUUACUAUGGACGACUCCAAGAACGCCGUGUACGCCACGCAGGCCGCGUACGGGUACCACAUCGCACCGCACGCCACGCCCACACACGUCGGACAGAACAUGUCUAAUAUGGACUGGGUCAACACGGGCUACAUGGACAAAGGCUACGCGAAUAGUAACAACGGCGGCAGCGUCAACUCGCAGGACUCGCUGUGGCAAAUGAAGAUGGCGGCCGCCAACAACCCCGGCAUGAUGAUGUUGGAGCGCACCAGCAACUACGGCUACGACCCCAUGCAUGCCGGCUACGGCACCAUCGACGACUACGCGGCGUAUCAGCCGCUGCCGCACCCCCCGCACGGCGGACACGCCCCCCACGCCGGCCACGCCCAGCUGACCGGCCACGCCCCGCUCACAGGACACGCCCCCGCCGGCGGGGACUACAUGCGCACCUCGCAGAACCCCUCGCGCCAGGACUACUGCUCCGACUCAUACGCCUCCGUGCACAAGCCCAAGAAGCGCAUGGACCAGCACACGGAGUCUCCGUACCACGAGGUGAGCGGUCUGCCGGAGACGUAUGCGGGAGUGGGCGGUGUGGGCGGAGCGGAGGGCGAGGAGGGCGGUGGUGAGGAGAAGCCGCCGCCGCUGUCGCUGAGCUACGACGAGUCGCUGGAGUCCGGCUACUCCACGCCCAACUCGCGCGCGCGCCGCGUCAUACGCGAGAUCAUCGUCUGAACAUACACAACUAAUCAUUAUUACUGCAAACACCACAUAUUAUUAAAUAUUGUGAAUGAAAUUCGAAUGCCUACUGACUUUAUACUCGGAACAGAUAUUUCAACAUACAACUUUUGUCAACAGGAUUAAGUGUUAUUACAAUUUGUAGUACAUCCUAUUUAUAGUUGCAUGAUUUUACAUAGCGUUGCGUCCAUUAUGCGCGUAGCCCGCAGCGCAUCAAUACAAAGCAAUCCGUUUCAGUGCGUGCAGUGCGUUCUGUGCGGACCGAUGGACUCGCACCUUUACCUUAACUGUAACUAAAUAAAUGUUCUAUACUGAUUCAGUUAUAAAAAUUUGUUUAUAUUUGCAAAUAUCUUGUACAUGUCUGUUUUACAGAACGUCACCAAAAUGCAUUUCAACUCAAUAUCAAAUACUCCAAUAAAAAAAAAUACGGCUAUAGUACUAUGGCAGCUACUCAAUAAGUUUUAAACAAAUAAUAGGAAUAUGUUAUAAAUAAAACUGAUUUAUACAUAAAUUAUACUUGUAGUUAAGUUCAUAGUUCUUUAAUAGAUCUCAAUCAUACACGCUUCCAAACAAUUUGAGUCAAAGUAACACAACUUUAAUACUUCAUACAUGAGGCUAAAAGUUACAUUUUAAUGUACUUAUUGCCUUUUAUAUAAGUAAAUAGGACUUAUUAUAUUUACUAUCAAUGCAUAUUUUCUAUAUAUUUCAUACAAUAUAUUUAGAAAAUCUUUUAUCUUCUUAUUUUGAUUGCAUAGAAACUUCUAUCAAAUAUAAGCUAGAUAUAAAAACACUUGAUUGUCAUAUCUAUCUUAUCAUAUGAAAUAACGAAUCUCGUACUUAAUAUUAUGAUAACAAUUUUAUUAAAGUAUAAAAAUUGUGGCAUUUGACAUUGUAAAGCUCUCACAGCCAUUAUUAAUUUUAACGCACAUGUAAAUAUAAAGCGUUGUAGUUAUUAACAUUAUAUAAUCUGUGCAGGAUUGUCAUAUUAAAAUAAAAUGUCAAUAAGCUCAGUAAUAAUUACUAUGCUUACUGCACGCAUUUACUUUGCCUCUCUCGAAUUAAAAAAAUAAGCGUAUUCUUAAUUCAAAAAGUUAAUGAUUAUGACAUUUGUGACGUCACACCUAAAUAUGGUUUUCAUUCGGUCAUUUUCAUUUAGUGAAUGAUUGUUUUUUAUUUUUAACCUUUUAAACAUUGUUUAUUUUUUAGUUAAUCUAAAUAUA